AUGACCGUCGCGCCCUUCAGUCCAACGAUCUCCAGGGUUGUCAUCUCCACAUCGGUCAAUACUGGUAAGAGACUGAGUCCAGACUCUCCCUUUUUCCUACGAGUCCAGCCUAUCAAGAUUGUCAUCCUUUGCAGUGAUCAUCCUCCCUUGGAGGCGUCGAGCAACAAUAUGCUCCAUCUUGCCGCAAGAUCCGCCUACAGUACUUGUCCAAGCGUGCAGGGAUGA
Messenger RNA from Penicillium oxalicum, 225 nucleotides. RefSeq lists its product as uncharacterized. NCBI's taxonomy places the organism in Eukaryota, Fungi, Ascomycota, Eurotiomycetes, Eurotiales, Aspergillaceae. The transcript has a single exon. Bases 1 to 225 code for a protein of 74 amino acids. The record is from RefSeq and is a predicted model, not a curated record.